Bathycoccus prasinos is the source of this 6171-nucleotide messenger RNA. RefSeq lists its product with no specific name. The coding region runs from base 1 to 6171 and encodes 2056 amino acids. The record is from RefSeq and is a predicted model, not a curated record. Gene Ontology annotation, biological process: DNA repair. Lineage: Eukaryota; Viridiplantae; Chlorophyta; Mamiellophyceae; Mamiellales; Bathycoccaceae. Gene Ontology annotation, molecular function: zinc ion binding; 4 iron, 4 sulfur cluster binding; DNA N-glycosylase activity. The transcript has a single exon.
AUGAAGAAGAAAAGAAAGUUAAAGACGAGGACGACGAAUACUAAUAAAGGUGAUGGUGGUUACGGUCGCGGUGUUCUCGUCAUGGGACGUUUUUCGCUGCGCGACACGCGCGCGAGACGACAGGAAUCAUCAUCAUCAUCGAAGAGAAAAAUACAGUUGAAGAAGAUGCACACAAAAAAAGGAGGUUUCUCCCCGUCGUCGUCAUCGCGGGACCGUCGUCGAAAGGAGGAGGAGGAAGAGGAGGAGAAGGAGAAGGAGCGAGACGACAUUAACGUUCCUAUUUUUGGAGGGAAACCGAGAAUUUUUGAGCAGCGCGGCGGGUUUGAUGGCAUUCGUAAACUACUACUCAGUGAGGAGGAGAAGGACAAAAAGCAUCAGCGGGAGCAAAAGGUAACAACGAAGGAAGAAGAAGAAGACAAAGGCAAAGAGGCUGAAAAGAAGGACGACGAUUCAGACGUGAAUACUACUAACACGAACGAUGAUGAGAAUCACUCGGACGUGUUCAUCGCGUACGAAAAGCACCUCACGAAAUCUCAGCAACAUCAAGCUCGGUUACGAAGACAAUCCGAAGCGAGCGCGAACGCCUACCGACCGGGGUUGCGCAAUCGAGGCGAGGAUCUGUUGCCGAUCACCGCGCAGAAGGCGAAAGAGAUGGAGUUUCGCGAAGCCGAGUGGUUGAAAUUGUAUCCAGUACCGGUGACGAGGUUUACGGAGAAACGGUCGAACGAUGGUCACAGGAGACCGGCGGUGAUUUUGGAGUCCAUCAUUAGCAAAGAUUAUAAGCGAAUUAAAACGGAAUCGAGGUUUAAGCGGUUGACGAGGUUAGUCGAAGGGAUUAACGUCGCUCGAUGGGGAUUCGAAGGCAUCGAGGACGAGGAGGAAGUGAGGAUUACCAAAGAGUUUUACGAUUUGUCGCAGUAUUACGAAACGAAGAAAUCGAGGAAGGAGAAGAAGAGACGGCUGAAAGAGUUGGAGAGAAAGAAAAGGAAGGAGGAGAAGAGGCGUAACUUUGUGCCGAAAACGAUCGUCCCGAGACGGUUGGCCGCGGUGAUGGAUUUUCGAAAACCGAAAGCGAGAACGCAUCCCAUACGCUUUUUGAAGAAAGAUACAAACGAGGAAGAAGGAGAAGAAGAAGAAGAAGAAGAAGAAGAAGAAGGUGUUCAAAUGCAAGCGGAGGCCGUAUCGUCUCCUUCUUACUCGUUCACGGAUGUCCUCGACACCAUUCACGAUUGGGUAGGCUCGAAUUUGCUGAACCUUCGCGAGACGUGUCAAAAUAUAAACGCGAGGAAACAGGAACACAUUAUGGAUCACAUCGACGCGAUAAGUACCAUGCACAUGCCUAAAGCCAUCAGCGCACAAAAAGACAUUUACAGAGACUUUUUGAGAUCUCUGGAUGUGUCCGUCGUACCCGCGCACGGGACUAUAAAAAUGUAUCAGAACUUGUUCGCCGAUGCGAAACGUCGCGUACAAAAUCUCGUUUCGGACACGAAAGUACGAGACGAGUGGUUUCUUACGGGCGCCACAAAUUUGCGUCGUGGUCGAGUGCAACAACAAAAACAAGUAGAAGUUACUCUUCCAUGCGAAGAUGAAGAUGACGACGACGAUCACGAAAGGUGCAUCGUUCGUACGCUCGUUAAAGAAGCCAUCGAACGCGUCGUCGAGUCGAGCGAAGCUCUCGUCCAUCGCAUCACACCGUUUCCAAGAACAGAACUCGCCACGAAUGCCUCAGAUUUAAUUUGGGAUGCGAGCACGUUUGAAAGCUACGCUAAGAGAACGUCGCUUUCGCCAUCUUUCCCUACUGCUGCGGUUGCCGUCGUCGUGAAACCAAAAGUCACGUGGUUGGCGAAAUCCAAGCGAAGCGGUCCGCGAACGCCGGGCGAACGCGGCUGGUUCCGAUCCGGAAACGCCUUCGAAAACGGUUCUCAAGAUGCUCAGCAAAGAUGGCGACAUCCGAAUCCAGAGAUAGAAUCACGACCGCGCGAAUCGUACGACGAUUAUUUCUCCUCCGAUAGUAGCACUAGUAGCAGCGAAUCGGACUCGGAAGAUAUCUUCUUUCGCGACGUGCAGCGAAAGCGAGCUCCGCCGCCUCCUCUUGCGCAGCAGCAAUCGAAGAAGAAAAACGUCAUCCCGAAAAUCUGGAAAGGGCGACAACUCGCCAUUCAAAAGUUUGGUCACGAUGAGAAACGGAUGUGGCGCGAUAAAAUCGGCGAGUUUCUUCGUAAAUCGCGUAAAACUCUCGGUCAUAGACCUUUGGACGUCUCCUGGGGCGGUUCAGUCCUCGAUUCGGUCAUCGGCGCGAAUUUAACGCAAAACGUGACGGACGUUUUAUCAUCAACAGCGAUGUUAAAUUUGAUGGCCAAGUUUCCAGUGACGGAGGAAACGCAAAGCAAGCAUUUAGAACGCGUCGAGAGAGCGGUAAGAGUGAAGGAUUUGGUGAAAAAUGUCAUCAAUUCGGUAGUUGAAAAAGACAGGGAGAGGUACGAGAAGGAAUGCGCGCAAGCGGCGAGCGAGGUUGUACGAAAUGCAAUUGAUCGCAUUGUUUCGAGAGAAACCGGGAGAGAUAAUAUUGCUCAGGAGGAGGAUGUAGAAAUGCGAGAUGCUUUAGAUAUAGAAACUGAAAUGGGAGCAGCAGCCGUGGCGGAAGUGAUUGAGCGCAUACAGAUUGACGAUAAAGAUGACAUCGAGCAACCUUCCUUCUUCCUUUGUCGCGGUGUUCCGAAGAUCGACUCGUCCUCGUUUGAGCUCGAUAGGACAUCACUUGAUGAAAAUACAGACCUUCACGAGUCUUCAGUUAUUGUCGAGUUACCUGUCAUGUCUCCGUUAGAGCAACUGUAUUACAGCGAGCGACAAAUGUGGAACGAUUUUUCGAAAACGCCGUUGACGAAGCGCAGAUUUAGCGAGAAAGAGGCGUGGAUCGAAUGUUCGAACGAGGAUUGCGGUAAGUGGCGACGGAUACCAAAAGCGUUAGCAGAUUCAUUACUUACUCACAACACGACGUCGGAGAACGUAGAAGCAGCGGAUUACUUGAACUGGACCUGCUCUCGAAGUUUCGAUAAAAGACACAACGGGUGCGAUAAGCCGCAGGAGAUGUUGAACGACGAUAUCGACGAAAUCGUCCGGGAAGCGGAAAUUUUGCGCAAAGAAGACGAAGAGCAGAAAGCAAAAGAAAAGAAAAUGCGCGAAAACAAAGCAAAACUGAGAGAAGAGAGAGAAGCGUCGAAGCAACAAGCAGCCUCGAGGGCAGAAUUGAACCGACGCGAGCGACGAGCAAAGACAGAUAAAUUGAAAGCGCUCGCGCAAGCUGCUCGAGAUCGUCAAGACUUCAUUUGCGACAACGAUCCUACCGAGAAUGAAAUUAUAGUGCGCGACUGCGUAGAUUGGCACCGCGUUUUGCACGAAGCCUCAAUCGACGAUAUCAUCGAGUGCAUUCGAUGUCGCGGCAUGCACUCCAUGCUCGCGCAUAGAAUCAAGAAAAUUCUUCGGCGUGUGCUCGACGAACGCGGCGUUUUGUCGCUCGAAUUCCUUCGUGAAGCCUCCACAGAAGAAGCAAACGCGUAUCUCAACGAGAUAGAAGGCAUGGGCGCAAAGACUUCGGCGUGCGUAAACUUACUCUCGUUGGAAAAUAGAGACUUCCCUGUAGACGUCAACGUCGGACGAAUCAUGGCGCGCCUAGGAUGGGUUCCGCUCGAAGACGAUUUCAAGCUCGAACUUCUCGAGCAAUACGCCCCAGAAGAAUCAGUGUACGAAUUUUUGAGCGAAAGAUUGAACACGUUCGACGUGACGAUGUUGUACGAGCUGCAUUAUCACAUGAUUACGCUUGGGAAGGUGUUUUGCGCGAAGCGCGAUCCGAAUUGCGCGAGUUGUCCAAUGAACUCCGACUGCGAAUACGCCAAGUGUGGUGGUAAACGAAGGAAUAAUAACAUGAACAACGUCGGAGUAUACACGCCUGCACCGAACGUCAACAACGCAGAACCUCCAACGCCGCCGAAAGAAGUAGUAACGAUUGAUCUUACGAAGGAACAAACGAGAACGCAACCGAUCGAAGAUAUCGAAGAUAUCGGCUUGGCGUCGCCGUCGGAGGGUUCGUCGCCGAAGAUGCCGUUGACGCCAACGGCGACGAAUAAUAACGUCAUUGGAAAACGGUUUCCAUCGAAUUCGAGCAUAGAAUCACCGUCUAGUCUAGAUGGAUUCAACAGCCCUACGGAAUCGUCUGAUAAUCUUGCGGCGGAUGUUCUCACAGUUGAAGAAUUCGUUGAGCGUGCAAAAGCGCAGAAGCACCAGCAGCAAAAUGAGAAGGAUUUUUCCGAAGCAACAGCAGCAUCGGUAGAAGAUGCGUCUCCUAUGCAUGUAGAACCAUCACAUACUGCGCCCCUUGCUCCUUUCUCUCUACAAAACGACGCGUUCGCAAACACCGUCGCGGAAACGAUGGAUUCAAUCGUCGCCGCCGGGAAGAUCUGGACAGAUUUAGGUAAACCCGCCGGCAAGAAGGCCAUGCGCGUUCUUUUACUCCUUUCCUCGGAGGAUGAUUCCGACGACGACAAUGUCGAAGAAAACAAAAGCGCCGUGGCAGCGAUGAUCAUGCGGCGAUUUAAAUCGUUGUCAAAAAUCUGCCACCCGGACAAAAAUCGAAACGAUCUCGAGAGAGCGUCCGCCGCGUUUGGCAUUUUAGCCGAGGCGAAAACAAAGGCGAUGGAAGCGGUUGCUGAAGUCGACGAGAGAGCGCUGAAAGAUGAUGCGGCGUUUGAAAGCGAAGCCGAAGACGAAGUUUUGAGGGAAGUCGAGGAUCCUCGGUUCGCAAAGUUCAAUGCAGCAACUGCCGCCAAGACGACAACCGCCGAGGAGGAGGAGGAGGCGUUUUUAACCCCUAAUCGACACAAUCAACUCGCGGAUUUAUCCUCGUUCACAAAAGCGCAGUUUCGUUCAGAGGCACAAGGGUGGCGAGUGCCAGAUGAAUGCGUUCCGGCGGAACUUUUGCAUUCGCUCUCGCCACAUCCAACGUCUAUAAUCGGCGAAUGCGACGCAACGCGGCGGUAUUGCGUCAUCGCAGCUCCGAGAGAGGCGAGCGAUUUUGAACGCGUCUAUAAAAUAUCAACGUCGUCCGAAGAGGAGCACGAACAAAAUAACCACGAUAACGACGACAACGACGACGAUAUCGUCAUGGAAGAUGCAAAGACGAACAUCAGCAAAGAGAAUGAUGAAGAGGAUAUCAUCAUUACCACUCCUCCUCCUCCUCCUUCUCAUCUUUCUCCUCCCUCUGAGCCUUCUUCAAUAAAAUGCGUCUUCUUCGUCACCGCCUUGUGCGCCUGUAAACGCAGCUUCCCGCUGCACGGCACGUACUUUCAAGUGAAUGAAGUCUUUCUCGACCUUCGCUCGGCGGCAAAACCUGUGAGUGUCGACAUUGAAACUCUCAAAACGUCGCCGAAAAUAGUCACUCUACUCGGCGCGUCCAUCGGUUCGGUCACGCGAGGGAUGACGAGGACGGAAGUCACGCGUUUGUUUAAUCACCAAGUCUUGUGCGUUCGGGCAUGGGAGCGCCGUACCGGAUAUCCGCGCGAGUUGCCAAAAUGGAUAUGUCCUGUCGUUCCAGUCGCUUCGACCGGGCAAGAGUUCACUGAAUUUGACUUUCCGAGUCCUUUGCUGCACCCAGAAAAAAGUGCAGCCGCGAUGGCGAGUAAAGCGCCAAAACUCGGCAGACCAAAGAAAAAACGUCCGGCGGAGACGAUAUCAAUCGCCAUCAAUCGAGAACCGACGCCGCCGGAAACGCCUUUCAAUAACGAUAUCUUUCGUUCGUACUUGAAACGUAAAUCUGUCGAGAAAGAACAACAGAAGAACAAUAACCGGGCGAGCGCAAAGAAAACGAAGAAGAGCGAGAAGGACGGCGAUGGAAACAACAGCGAGCAAAAAAGAGCAAAGAAGAAAUUCACCUUCCCAAUCAUACGUUCGAGUCAAAAAUGCGGCAAAUGCAAGACGUGCUUGAACCCGCAAAUGCGCAAAGCGUGCUUGACGAGGCGAGCAGAAAUGACGACAACGGGAGGAAUGAAAAGACACGAGUUGUCGUCGCCGUUGUCGUCGCCGCUGGCAGCACCGCCAUCAACGCCGGUAACAGCGAUGAUAGGCACAACGAUCGACGCCUUCGUCAUUCGUUCGAAAGAUUACGAAAUCGUAGAUUGA